Ilyonectria robusta is the source of this 684-nucleotide messenger RNA. RefSeq lists its product as uncharacterized. The transcript is spliced from 4 exons. Lineage: Eukaryota; Fungi; Ascomycota; Sordariomycetes; Hypocreales; Nectriaceae. Bases 1 to 684 code for a protein of 227 amino acids. The record is from RefSeq and is a predicted model, not a curated record.
AUGUGGCCCCUCACAUUGCGUGUUGCCUGUGAUACUGCAAGCAUCUCAGCAGCUGGGGAGAUAGGGAAUUUGAAUCCCAAACCAAGUUGCCGGCUGCCUCACACGUCCUCUCCGACCCCACAGAGAGUCACAGCCCUCGGCAAUACUGAUGGCCAUUUGAGUAAUACCUCCUGGGACAAGCCUCCGAGAGCGUCGCUUCUUCGCGAUGGCACGGCUCUCGGUCUGCGGGAUUUUAUUUCUAUCUACAUCAUUCGCAAGCUUCGGAUGUCAGCGUCAGGCCUCAUGGAUGCGUGUACGGUAGGGGGAUUUGCCUCUCCAGUCGGCGCUCAGGAUAUCCCCGACGGCCCCCCGAGUGUGACACCGAAGGGAUUAUCAUGGAUCCAGACAGUUCCGUCACGAAGGCAAUUCGCUCAUCCCUCUCCAGCGGCCGUUGAUGCAUGGGGCAGAUUCGUGGAGACAGACAGACCCCGCUGUCGCUCAGGUGAUUCGGAUGCAUUGUCUCAGGGGCUUGCAGCUCCGCCACGACAUCGCGAUUCAGGAGAAGAUUCGGCAAUUGCAAAGUCAAUCCAAGACUGGCCCCAUCUUGCAGUCCUUGAAGUGGUCAAAAGGUCUUUCUUCGCUGGGACGGGAGGCUGUCUGGAGUUCUACCAGGCCAUUUCCAAUUACACAGCGUUUGACAAAUGA